Neomonachus schauinslandi (Hawaiian monk seal) is the source of this 912-nucleotide messenger RNA. It is a transcript of the gene LRRC55, whose product is annotated as leucine rich repeat containing 55. The transcript has 2 exons. Gene Ontology annotation, cellular component: voltage-gated potassium channel complex. NCBI's taxonomy places the organism in Eukaryota, Metazoa, Chordata, Mammalia, Carnivora, Phocidae. The coding region runs from base 16 to 912 and encodes 298 amino acids. Gene Ontology annotation, molecular function: transmembrane transporter binding; potassium channel activator activity; voltage-gated potassium channel activity. The record is from RefSeq and is a predicted model, not a curated record.
UGCUAGCUGUCCAAGAUGGGUGACACCUGGUCCCAGCUGCCCUGGCCUGGGCCCCCCCACCCAGCCAUGCUGCUGGUCUGCCUCCUCUUGGCAGCCGGGGUGAUGCGCUCGGACGCCGGCACCAGCUGCCCCGUGCUUUGUACGUGCCAUAACCAGGUGGUGGACUGCAGCAGCCAGAGGCUCUUCUCCGUGCCCCCCGACCUGCCAAUGGACACCCGAAACCUCAGCCUGGCUCACAACAGAAUCACAGCCGUGCCGCCCGGCUACCUCACGUGCUACAUGGAGCUCCGCGUGCUGGAUCUGCGCAACAACUCCUUGAUGGAGCUGCCCCCGGGCCUCUUUCUCCACGCCAAGCGCUUGGCACACCUGGAUCUGAGCUACAACAACCUCAGCCAUGUGCCAGCCGAUAUGUUCCAGCAAGCCCACGGCCUGGUGCACAUCGACCUGAGCCACAACCCGUGGCUGCGCAGGGUGCAUCCCCAGGCCUUCCAGGGCCUGGUGCAGCUCCGAGACCUGGACCUCAGCUACGGGGGCCUGGCCUUCCUCAGCCUCGAGGCCCUCGAGGGCCUGCCGGGGCUGGUGACCCUGCAAAUCGGCGGCAACCCCUGGGUGUGCGGCUGCACCAUGGAGCCGCUGCUGAAGUGGCUGCGGAACCGGAUCCAGCGCUGCACGGCGGAUUCUCAGCUGGCUGAGUGCCGGGGCCCCCCUGAAGUCGAGGGCGCUCCACUCUUCUCCCUCACUGAGGAGAGCUUCAAGGCCUGCCACCUGACCCUGACCCUGGAUGAUUACCUUUUCAUUGCGUUCGUGGGCUUCGUGGUCUCCAUUGCCUCUGUGGCCACCAACUUCCUCCUGGGCAUCACAGCCAACUGCUGCCACCGUUGGAGCAAGGCCAGUGAAGAGGAAGAGAUUUGA